UACAUACAUACAUACAUAUUCUAUUCUAUUCUAUUCUAUUCUAUUCUAUUCUAUUCUAUUCUAUUCUAUUCUAUUCUAUUCUACAGAGUAUAGUAUAGUAUAGUAUAGUAUAACCAUGAAACCAUCCUAUCUCCUGCUAAACACCCUCCUCCCCCUCGUCAUCAGCGCCAUCCCACUCCACUCUACCUCGCACCUCACCACAGAGAUCGGUCCCGAUUCCACCAGUACAAGCAUCACACCCAGCCAAAUCGAAGCCAUCGCCCCAAAGGCCAAGGCCUGCGAGAACCCGCCCGCGCCAGACGAAUGCGCCACGGCCGCGCAGGCCGCGCCCUACAUCGCCAGAUCCUUCGCCACGUACAACGUGACGGCCAGGGCGGAGCAGGCGGCCGUGCUGGGGCUGAUGGCCUUUGAGAGCGUGGAGUUUCGGUAUAACCGGAAUCAUUCCCCGGGGGUGCCGGGGCAGGGGACGAGAAAUAUGCAAUCCCCCGGGUUCAAUGCGGAAUAUGCCGCUUCCAUUCCGGGGCUCAAGGAGGCCCUGGACGGUGGUGCGCAGGGAGACGUCGUCAAAGUGUUGGAUUUGCUGCGCGGGAAUGCCGAGUAUGAUUUUGGGUCCGGGGCGUGGUUCUUGACGACGCAGUGUUCCGCUGAGGUUCGGGCUGCGUUGAGGACGGGGUCGGAGGAGGGAUGGGCUGGGUUUCUUACGCGGUGUGUGGGGACGGAUGCGAAUGAGGAGAGGAAGGGGUAUUGGGUUCGGGCGGUGCAGGUUUUGGGGUAG
Messenger RNA from Aspergillus ochraceoroseus IBT 24754, 775 nucleotides. RefSeq lists its product as uncharacterized. NCBI's taxonomy places the organism in Eukaryota, Fungi, Ascomycota, Eurotiomycetes, Eurotiales, Aspergillaceae. The transcript has 2 exons. The record is from RefSeq and is a predicted model, not a curated record. The coding region runs from base 116 to 775 and encodes 219 amino acids.